UAAUGAUUAGGGUUUAACUGCUGCUAAUUUUAGUAGGAAUUAUUCUUGGAUAAGUAAAAUUUAUCAUAAUAGCUAGGCCAAAGAGUACAAAUUACCACUUAAAUUAAAUAUGACAGAUGUUGGUUGUGAUUAUAUUGAACAUUUUGAAUUUACCCUGGCCGAUUAGACUGCCUAAGUGAUUGGUUAGUUUAAUUAGUCAGGAGGUUUUUAUUAAGUAUUAAAAUCUAUUAUUGAUUUAGCUAAGUGGCUUCAAAGAUUAUUAAAGUGUUGUCUAGAACAAAUUACAUGCUUGUGACAUACAUUACACAACAUGGUAAUAUACAAUAAAACAAAUGAGAUUAUACAGAAAGGCACAAAAUUUAAUAAUUGUUGAAUAAGAUAAAGAAUUGUAGAAUACAUAGAGCUAAGAGCUGGAAUUAUAAUUAAUAUUUGAACAGACUUAAUAUGAUUUGUAGUCGAAUUAAGAACUUGCAGAUAGAAAAACAGCUAUUGUUUCAGUGUUCUUUACUACUGGUUACUAAGAAAUAUAAUCCCAUUUACCUGAUGGAAUCGAUAUGCUGCUUCCAUUCACAUAAAUUGUAUAAUGAUUAAUUGAUUUUAGAAUCGUAAAAAACCAACUUAAUAAUUUAAUGUAGAUGUAAAUCCAGAUAGAUAAUUAGAUGCUAUAUAAAGAUAUUUCUUUUAAUAUAUGACCUUUAUUGGUAAAGAAGGAGAGAAAGCUUAAAAUAUGUAUUUUAAUAGAAAGAAAUUUUAUGUUCCUAAAUCAUUUGUCGAAACAUUCUUUGGUCCUCUAGAAGAAUAUUAAAAUAUCCCAAAUUCAAAUCCAACAGUUGUCUCACAAGAUGAAAUGGAAGAGGAAAUGGUAAAGAUAUGUUAUGGGACUUUGGAAGAAACUGUAUUAAGAUAAAACUAUGCAGUUUGGCUUUGGAUUGUCGGAUUAUUAGUUUGGUGGAUUGUUAUGGUUUGCACUGAAAAUGAUACAGAAUCAGUAUUUUUGGAGGAAUAUAAAGAUAACCGGUUGACUAUGAUUCCCUUGUACAGCAUGUAUAAAUUAAACAAUGAUAUAUUCUUCUCAAAAUUAUCAAGGUAAUCACAUUAUUUGUUAUAUUUUGCUUGGGAAAUUUUAAUAAUUUCUAUAUUAUAUGGUUAGUUUCAUAUAGAUAGAACUUAUGAAGUUGGAGAUGCAAUUAUUCUUUGGUAUGGAAUUAUUGCAAUAAUACUGGCUUGGCCUGUCGGAUACUUUUUUGGAUGGAUCGUUUUUACUGCAAGAGAGUAACACAAGACAAAAAUUUAAUUGGAGAUAGAUUACAAACAAAUUACUGUAUCAAUACUAUUAAUAAAUUUAGACCAAAUCAACCCCUGAAGCUGAAAAAAUACAUGCUGCCAUAUUAGAUGAAGAAAAUAGAAUGUACACAACUUGGUAUGUAUAUUAUGGAUUUUUGUUUCUGGCAUUAUGGGCUUGCGUCCUAAUAAGCAUUUGGAUGAUGAAGUUUGUAGAUGCAGACACUUCAGGGUAUUGGGUAGCAACAAUAUUUGUUAUGAUAUUUAUGGAUCAAAUUGUCUUAGAUUCAAUCGCUCCUUUUCUACCAUUAAUUGGGGCAGUUUAAAAAUAUAGAGGAUAUUGGUACGACGCAGAAUUGGCAAGUUUAUGGAAACAUCGUGAAGAGUUAUGAU
Paramecium pentaurelia is the source of this 1674-nucleotide messenger RNA. The record is from the annotation of a GenBank genome assembly. NCBI's taxonomy places the organism in Eukaryota, Ciliophora, Oligohymenophorea, Peniculida, Parameciidae.